UCUGCAGAAGGUUUGCCAUGACCCCCCACCAAGAACGGGGUGCAUAAAGUGGGACUCCUUCCCCAUGCCCCUCCCGUGGUCAGCACCCCAAUGGCCUGGGUGAGGGCGGACUGGCUGCUCUAACACCAUGGGGAGCUGCUGCAGCUGCCUGAACAGGGACAGCGUGCCAGACAACCACCCCACCAAGUUCAAGGUGACCAAUGUGGAUGACGAGGGGGUGGAGCUGGGCUCUGGGGUGAUGGAGCUGACGCAGAGCGAGCUGGUGCUGCACCUGCGUCGGCGUGAGGCCGUCCGCUGGCCCUACCUCUGCCUGAGGCGCUACGGCUAUGACUCCAACCUCUUCUCCUUCGAGAGUGGCCGCCGUUGUCAGACGGGCCAGGGAAUAUUUGCCUUCAAAUGCUCCCGAGCUGAAGAAAUUUUCAACCUCCUUCAGGACUUGAUGCAGUGCAACAGCAUCAAUGUGAUGGAAGAGCCAGUCAUCAGCACCCGCAACAGCCACCCCACGGAGCUCGACCUCCUGCGGGGCCCGCAGCCGCCCAGCGCUCUAGGCUACAGCGUCUCCAGCUUCUCCAAUGGCUUCCCUGGCUGCCCUGGCGAGGGCCCCCGAUUCCCAGCAGCCCCACAGCCCUCAACAAGCAGCCUGCGGCACCCCUCGCUCGGGGAAGAGUCCCAUGCACUCAUUGCCCCUGAUGAGCAGUCCCAUACCUACAUCAACACCCCUGCCGGCGAGGAGGACCACCGCCGGAGUCGCCACUGCCUGCAGCCCCUGCCUGAGGGCCGGGUCCCCUUCCCUGCUCAGGCCCAGGGCCCCGAGCAGCGGGACCCACAGGUGUUCCUGCAGCCGGGCCAGGUGAAGUUUGUGUUGGGCCCGACCCCUGCUCGGCGGCACAUGGUCAAGUGCCAGGGGCUCUGCCCCAGCCUGCGUGAUCCCCCUCACCACAAUAACAAUGAGGGCCCCUCUGAGUGCCCUGCCCAGCCCAAGUGCACCUACGAGAACCUCGGCAGCUGUGGUGGGGGGCUGAGGCGAGGGGCUGGCUGGAGACUGAGCCCGGAGGAGCCGGGCUGGAAUGGCCUGGCCCAGCGCCGGGCCGCCCUGUUGCACUAUGAGAACCUGCCACCGCUGCCCCCAGUGUGGGAAGGCCAAACGCAGCAGCUUGGGGGUGAGGCUGGGGACGAUGGGGACUCGAGGGAUGGGCUCACGCCGUCCUCUAACGGCUUCCCCGACGGUGAGGAGGACGAGACCCCCCUGCAGAAGCCCACCAGCACUCGGGCCGCCAACCACAGCCAUGGCAGCUUCCCUGUGCCGCUAACACGCCGCCGUGGCUCCCCAAGGGUCUUCAACUUUGAUUUCCGCCGCCCCCCGGGCCCCGAGCCCCCACGGCAGCUCAACUACAUCCAGGUGGAGCUCAAGGGCUGGGGUGGGGACCGCCCCAAAGGCCCCCAGAGCACCUCGGUUCCCCAGUCCCCUCUGCCCACUGCACACCCUGCCCGCAGCUCAGACUCCUAUGCCGUGAUUGACCUCAAAAAGACCGCGGCCAUGUCCAACCUGCAGAGGGCCCUCCCCCGGGACGACGGCACAGCCAGGAAAACCCGGCACAACAGCACCGACCUGCCUCUGUAGGGACACCCCGUCAUCAUUGCCCUGCGCCCCACCGCGGCCCAGCCCCCGCCUCACACUCCUGCCCUGGGCUCAGGGCCGCUUUGCCAAGGUCUCGAGGGGGGACCAGACGCUUCUCUGCGCUGCCUGGAGUCCCCAAAGACGUCAGCCACCAUGGCUCCUGGUCUCCCGUGCUGGAGAGAGGAGGGAUGACCGGGCGAGGAAGACACCUCGCUGCAAACUGUGAAGGCUCUUCCCGAUCGCAUUCCCCACCCCCAGCCCCCCGGUGGCCGUGUCCCUCAGCUGUCUGUGUGAGUUCUUUCCGUUGGAACUUUGAGACAUUUUGUACCUGUUGAUUUUAUUUAUCAGUUUAUUUUUCUAUUUAUU
Ochotona curzoniae (black-lipped pika) is the source of this 1984-nucleotide messenger RNA. Its product is annotated as fibroblast growth factor receptor substrate 3. NCBI's taxonomy places the organism in Eukaryota, Metazoa, Chordata, Mammalia, Lagomorpha, Ochotonidae. Gene Ontology annotation, cellular component: cytoplasm. Bases 128 to 1621 code for a protein of 497 amino acids. Gene Ontology annotation, biological process: cell surface receptor protein tyrosine kinase signaling pathway. The transcript is spliced from 6 exons. The record is from RefSeq and is a predicted model, not a curated record.